GCAGUCACAAAUUUUCUGAUACGUUUUAUUUUGUUUGGUUCGGUUCGGCAAUAGGCUAAUUCAACACAGAAUACAAAUGGCUGCUGAAGUACGAGAGGCGUUGCUGGUAGGAAACACAUCAGACUCAGAUUCAGCGCAGUCAGAUUUAAUUGAAACUUCUGAUACUCCUGGUAAAAGUGAUAAUUGUUUACUUUUGGCCUCUGACUCUUUUGAGGAUUUAAGCUUUUCAGAAUUGAGUAAAGGCGCUAUCUCAACUUGCACAGGAACAAUCAAUUCACUUGUUAACAAGAAAGCUAAGAAAAGAAGCAUUAGUUCAUUGAAUUCUGUUACUGGUAGUGAUGAUACAGUUGUGGAAACAAUCGAAUCUUUAGAAGUGUCAGUAGAGAACACAGAUGAAAGUGUAAUUCCUAAUGAUUGUACUUCAGAUAAUGUUAUUGGGUCAGCAAUAAAUAAAAUUUUAUUGCAAGAUAAUGAUGAAAAAGAGUCAGAAAGAAUUCUUCCUCAUCUUAUUGCAAGCAAUAGUGAAACCGAUUAUGUAAAUUCCUUGGAAUGGAAGCAACAAAAAAAGCAUAUUUUUAUACUCAGUGAAUCCGGCAAACCAAUCUAUAGUAGGCAUGGUAGUGAAGAUAAACUUGUAACUGUUAUGGGUGUUAUGCAAGCUUUAGUCUCUUUUGUUCAAGAUAGUGAUAAAGAUAAUUUACGUUCAAUUGUGGCUGGUGACCACAAAUUUGUAUUUAUGACUAGAGACCACCUUACAUUUGUAGGGGUCACUAAGGGCAAGGAAUCGACACAACAAAUACUGUUGCAGCUCAAUUACAUGUACAGUCAGGUUAUCAGUGUACUUACACAUACUACGUUGACACGUAUAUUUAGACAACACAGAAAUUAUGAUUUAAGAAGACCUUUAAGUGGGGCAGAAAAAUUCUUUGAUAAUUUACUAAAUUUAAUGGACAUAGAACCUGGCCUGUUGCUUACAUCAGUACGAUGUCUUCCACUUGAUAGUGCUGUUCGAGAUACCAUAUCACAAACUAUAGUUCAGUAUGCUAAAGUAAAGGAUUUGGUUUUUGCUUUGAUCAUUGCACAAAACCAGUUAGUUGCAGUUGUACGCAUGAAAAAAUAUUAUCUACACCCUAUGGACAUGCAUUUAAUCUUGAAUCUUAUCAACGCAUCUGAGUCGUUUAAAGCUGCAGAAUCUUGGACUCCAAUUUGCCUCCCAAAAUUUGAUGCAGCUGGUUUUCUACAGGCCCAUGUGUCCUAUCUAGAUGAUGAGUGUCAAACUUGUCUGCUCUUGCUGUCUGUAGACAUUGAGGCAUUUUACAUUCUGUCAGACUGCAAAGCUAAAAUCAAAGAGAGAUUACAGAGAUAUAAUGCACUAUCUGCUAUAGGCAAUUCUUUGAGGCGAAAUUCCUACUCCAUACAGCAGUGUAGCAUUAGUGAUUUACGCCAUUUUUUAUACAAGGCUCGUAGUACUGCUCAGUACACAAGUCCUGAAUUGGAAGCCCCAUAUAACACUAAGGAAGAGCAAGAAAGACUUUUUGGGCUGUAUUAUUACCUUCAUGACAGAAUUCAUACAUCAGGGCGACCACUGAAAAUAUUAUUUCAUGUUGGGCCAUAUGAAACUUUAUUAGGUUGGAUCACUCAAGGCUUUGAACUGUAUGCCGUUUUUGGCCCGUUGGUUACUAAAAUAAGUGCCAUACACGCUGUCAACAAACUUUUGAGAUGGAUCAAGAAGGAGGAAGACAGAUUAUUUAUUCUUAAUUCUGUGACAUUUUAAUAUUAUGUACACAAAAUGGAUCUUUUUUUUUCAAAAUAUAAGCUUUUCAAAUCCUCAUAA
Messenger RNA from Physella acuta, 1834 nucleotides. RefSeq names its product vacuolar fusion protein MON1 homolog A. NCBI's taxonomy places the organism in Eukaryota, Metazoa, Mollusca, Gastropoda, Physidae. The record is from RefSeq and is a predicted model, not a curated record. Gene Ontology annotation, biological process: vesicle-mediated transport; protein targeting to vacuole. Gene Ontology annotation, cellular component: Mon1-Ccz1 complex.